AAAGCAGCGUGGGAUCAUUUUGUGACGUCACACACGGCUGCCCAGGCGAGGGGAAGACAGGCUGGAAAAAACAUGUAACGGUGCUCCGCAUCCACCCUGCUGGGACCCAGCUCGCCUGAAUAGAGCAAGUUCCCCUCAAUCACAUUGGGAUUUAAGGGGGUGGUGGGGAAGGCCAGACCCCCUUUGGCCUCCCCCCCACAGAUGGACAAAGCCAUGAGUACAACCGGCAAAGCUAGUGGGCUCAAGCCCCCUAGUAAGAUAGCUCGUCCACCUGUGGUGGCCAUCAGGACCACCCCGUCCUCAGGAACGCUGAAACCCUCGGAGAAGUCCCUCGGCAGCAUCACCUCCCCCACCCAGGAUGGCGGCACUGACUUCCAGAUGGGUGAGAGGGUCUGGGUCAACGGCAACAAGCCCGGCCACGUUCAGUUCCUGGGCGGAACGCAGUUCGCUCCGGGGCAAUGGGCGGGCAUCGCGCUGGACGAGCCUAUCGGGAAGAACGAUGGGUCGGUGGCAGGGGUGCGCUACUUCCAGUGCGAGGACGGGAGGGGGAUUUUUACUCGACCCUCCAAGCUGUCCAGAAGUCCCCUGCCGGAGAAGGAGGCCAACGGGGGGCAGGCCCGGCAGGGAGUCCCGAAUGCCGAAGGUGAGCCGGCGCCAGCUGGGACGACACCAACAGCUCAGGGCGGGAAGACGAGUGCCGUCCUGAACCGAGUUCUCGCAUCCAGCGAGUCCAUGUCCAACCUGUCUGAUACAGAAUCCGCUAAGAAGAACAAGCGGGAGCUCAGGAGAGGAGACCGUGUCCUGGUUGGUGGGACCAAAGCAGGAGUGGUUCGCUUUCUGGGAGAGACAGACUUUGCCAAAGGGGACUGGUGCGGAGUGGAACUGGACGAACCGCUGGGCAAGAACGACGGGGCCGUAGCAGGGACCAGGUACUUCCAGUGCAUGGCCAGGUACGGCCUCUUCGCCCCCGUCCACAAGGUGAUGCGUAUUGGUUUCCCGUGCACCACGCCCACCAAAGCCAAAGGCUCCCGCAGGAGGUCUCUCCUCAAGAGGAGCCCCAGCGCCUCCUCCAUCAGCUCCAUCAGCUCCACCACCUCCUCCAUCAGCGGCAAACCCAGCCGAGCGGGACUGCUGACAGAGACAUCUGCCCGAUACGCUCGCAAGAUCUCCGGCACCACGGCGCUGCAGGAGGCGCUGAAGGAGAAGCAGCAGCACAUCGAGCAGCUCCUGGCCGAGCGCGACCUGGAGCGAUGCGAGGUGGCCAAGGCCACCAGUCACGCCGGGGAGGUGCAGCAGGAGCUGACUCUGCUCAGGAAGGGCCGGGAUCAGUACGCGGUGGAGAUGGAGGCCAAGCUGGACCAGCUGAGGUCCAUGGUGGAAGCAGCAGACCGCGACAAAGUGGAGCUGCUCAACCAGCUGGAGGAGGAGAGGAGAAAAGUGGAAGACCUGCAGUUUCGCAUGGAGGAGGCGUGCAUCACCAAAGGCGACCUUGAGACGCAGACCCGCCUGGAGCACGCCCACAAUAAGGAGCUGGAGCAGAGUCUGCUCUUUGAAAAGACCAAAGCGGAAAAACUCCAGCGGGAUUUAGAGGACACUAGGGUGGCCACGGUGUCGGAGCGCUCGCGCAUCAUGGAGCUGGAGCGGGAGGUGGCCGACCUCCAGCUGUGUCUGCGGGCAUCCCGGCAAAAGGAGGACGCCGUGUCUCUGUCCCAGCAGCAGAUGAGCAGCCUCAAGGCCCAGGCGCAGUCUCAGGAGAAGAAGAUCAGUGAGCUAAGUGUGGACCUGGAGAGCAAAGACCAGGAGCUGCGGUCUGUUCAGGAAGAUAAGAAGUCUGUGCAGCAGCAACUAAGUAGCUUGAGGCUGAAGCUGGAACAGGCCGAGGAGGAGAACGCCAGGAUGGAAAAGACCACGCAAGAGCUGGAGCAGGUGAAGGAGGAGGUGCAAGUGCUGCGAGAGGAAAGCCGGUGCAGAGAAAAGGAACUGAAAGCUGGCUUGGCUCAGGCCGCCGGGACGUGCGAGGAGAUGAGCAACGAGAGGAAGGCGCUGCAGACGGAGCUGGACGCUUUGAAACAGCAGAAUUCCAAAUACCAAGAGGAGCUCAGUCUUUCCCAGGAGCAGCAGCACCUCCUCCGCAAGGAAAUAGAGAUGAUGUCCAAGCAGGACGCAGACCUCCAGGAAACCUCUGCCGUCUCAGACAAAGACCGUGAGCUGGAGACGCUCAGGAACGAGGUGGCGGCGCUGCGAGGCGAGAACGCCGUGGCCAAGACGCUGCAGUCGGCUGUGGAGACGCUGGAGCGAGACAAAGCACAGCUGCAGGAGCGCGUCGGCAGGCUGGAGCUGAGGCUGGUGGGACGCAGCGCCUCCGAGGAUGGCGGCGGCGGGCGGGAGGCGACGCUCUCAGGCGAGGCGGCGCUGGAGCAGCUGAGGGAAGAGAAGGAGUUCGCCGAGGGCCAGAUCAACUUCCUGAACAGCGUCAUCGUCGACCUGCAGCGGAAGAACGAAGAGUUGAAGAUCAAGCUGAAGAAGCUGGCCUUGGCUGAGUUCAAUGGCAACGAUGACGGUUUGGAGCAUCCUGAGUCCAAGCGCGAGAAGAAGGCCACGCCGCGCCUCUUCUGCGACAUCUGCGACCGCUUCGACCUUCACGACACGGAGGACUGCCCCACGCAGGCCCAGAGCCCCGACUCGGUGCCGCACUCCAGCUACCGCGGCAGCCGGGCCGACGAGCGCCCGUACUGCGACAUCUGCGAGGCCUUCGGCCACGCCACCGACUCGUGCAACGACGACCAGACCUUCUAGGACUUCCCCGUCCGUCACGCCUGCACAUGUAUUUUUAUAUGGCCGCGCACGUGCACGCGCACGCGCACGCGCCCCCAAACACGCUACUUUAGUGCAAUAUUUACCCACCUUUCUUACUCAGCUAUUCUAAAACCUUCUUUUCAUCAUUUUAGCACGCAUGUGGCGCCAAGAGGAAGGACCUGUGACACUUGGACAUUCCUGUGAAGCUAACAAGCAUCAGCUAGUACAUCACUUUAACGCUAACUAGCAUGGUCUCCACUACUUCCUGCAAAAUGAUCUCGCUAUGCUAGCAUUUCAGGAGCUUCCACAAAAAUGUUACAUUUUUUAAAAAUGUUAUGGCCACUAUUUUUUUAAACAUCACCAUGAAAUCUUAUUUAUCCAGUGGUUGUGGUUACGUUACCUUACAGUUGCGUUUUGUUGACAAAACUUUCAGCGACAUAAGCUAGCACCUGCUGUUGUGUUCUACUGUAGCAGCUCUCUCUCCUUUGCACUGUUUACACUUUCAAAAAAAUAAGACAUUUACUACGAUAUCGGUACAUCGAGGGGGGGGCGGCAGCACAGUUGUUUCUUGUUGGUGAUGACAAUAUAUCAUUUUAACACCAUUCACAAUUAUGCUUAGCACAAGCACAGACUGUAAACCUUACUUGGCAUUAGCGUAAAGCACAGCUGCUUAGCAUAUGUUAGCAAAAGUACCCAGCUACAGCGAGCUAGCGUAGCUUGGUCUGUAAAAGGACCCUGUAACGAGAGUUAGCGUCACCAUCUCAGAAGCUAACAGUUACAAGGCAAAAAUAUUGUCUCUCCUGACCUACAAAAUGUUCUAUUUACGUACAAGCACAACUUUGAUGACUUUGUAAUCCACAUUGUGACAAAAUAAAUGUUCAAACCUUGUACAUAAGAGAAAAAUGAAGACAAGCUGCUGUCAUAGCUGGCGCUAGCUAGCUAACGCUUGCUUGUGCUAGCUGAUGUUAGCUAGCUAACGCUAGCUCGUGCGAGCAUGAAAAGAGCAGCGCGGUGGCGUUACCAUAUGCUAUUUUUCUGCCCUGUUAAGACGAGCCCUGUGCUCCCGUUUGUAUGGAAAUGUUGUGACCUUUCUUAAACAGUAGGUGAUUUUUGUUGUUGUUCUUUUGUGGAAUGAUUUCUCUGUGUGACAGCGUGUGUUGAAAUGUCGUGUUGACACUUUUCUAUGUACAAUAAAACAAUGUGUACUCUUUCAUCAAACAAUACAAAGAACAACAAAACUUUCUCUCCUUUGCAUUUCCUCCACGCAUGCCAAGAAAUAGCGUGUCAUCAUCAACAGGAUUAACAUUGAAAUACACAGCAAGUAUCAAAAACAGCAAAGAAGUAGCGAGAAGGAAGUCGUGUUUUUCGAGAAAAGUUGUUUUUCCAGUCUUUUCUGUUGUAUUUUUAGAAAUAAACAUGUGAUAAUAGAUUUUUACCGGAAGUAUCAACCUGUUGCCUUAGCAGAAAAAAAGAGAUUGCAAUCUGAUGGGAAUAGUGACGAUAUAUUUACAGACAAGACAUUAAAAAAAAGUCCUAACAUGACGACAAUAAAGUUGUAAUAGUACGUGUUUUUUUAUUAGUUUUAAUGUAUUGAGAAUCUAAA
Molecule: messenger RNA, 4399 nt
Organism: Dunckerocampus dactyliophorus (ringed pipefish)
Lineage: Eukaryota; Metazoa; Chordata; Actinopteri; Syngnathiformes; Syngnathidae
Gene: clip1b
Product: CAP-GLY domain containing linker protein 1b
Exons: 21
Coding region: 202-2796 (864 amino acids)
Biological process (GO): positive regulation of microtubule polymerization; cytoplasmic microtubule organization
Cellular component (GO): nucleus; cytoplasm; microtubule plus-end
Molecular function (GO): microtubule plus-end binding
Source: RefSeq, a predicted model, not a curated record